CGAUCCACUUCAUUCCACCACGCACCGCACGUCCGCACCACACCACAUCCCCGCAUGAGCUGCGAGGAGAGCCAGAUGAAGGCGGGCCUCCCCUUGCCGGCGGCGCCGCCGCUGGAAGACGAUGACCUGCUCACCGAGAUCCUCCUCCGCCUCCCCCCGCUGCCGUCCUCACUCCCCCGCGCCUCUGCCGUCUGCACGCGUUGGUGCCGCCUCGUCUCCGACGGUCCGACCCCAAAUUCUUCCUCCGCUUCCGCUUCCGCAACCGCCGCAACCCUCCCCUCAUCGGUUUCCUCCUCAUGAAGGAGGGCAUGUGUCGUGUCUCCUUCGAACAUUCUCUGGACGCCCCCAAUCGUGUCCCCACGAAGCGAUUCUCCAUGAAGUACGACGACGGCGACCAGAUCGCCAACUGCCGCCAUGGCCUCGUGCUCAUCUUCCCCCGCGAGCGGGACCAGGUCCUGGUGUGGGACCCUGUCACGGGCGACCAGCACCGCAUUGCCGUUCCCUCGUGGCUUGACAUGGAGGAAACCCCAACCAAAGGGGGCGGUGCUUCGCGCUGCCGGAGUCGAUCACCACUUCCAGGUUGUCCUGGUAGCCAUUGAUGGUGCACGAGCCAUCACCUACGUUUACUCAUCGGAGACCGGCGUAUGGAGCAAUCUCUUGGAAGCACCGCUUCCAUACAAGCCUGGGGAUUCCCUCCUCUCAUCGGAGACGGUGACCGGCCUAUGGAGUUUCCUCGCCUCAUCUCCGGUGUUCUUUACUAGUAGGCCAACUGUGCUGGUUGGGGAUUCCCUUUAUUGGCUACUUUCCAAUGGCAUCCUUGAGUUUGAUCUAGAUAGGCAGAGCCUAGCUAUGAUAUCUGUGAGUGAGGACAUGCGUGUCAAAAGCUUCACCGACAUCUCGAUUAUGCAGGCAGAGGGUGGUGGGCUUGGUUUACUCACUCUGUCAGGCUUCCAUGCCCAAUUAUGGAAGAGAGAGGCCAAUUCUGAUGGUGCUGCUUCAUGGAUCAUGGGAAGAACUUUUGAACUUGACAAGCUAAUUUCCCUUGAUUCAGAGAAGAUGGGGCGCGUAUUGGUAGCAGGGUUUGCGGAGUACAAUAAUAUGGUGCUCCUGUGUACACCUAUUGGACUCUUCAUUGUCCAGCUUCAGUCAUUGGAAUUCAAGAAACUCUCUGAAACCUGCGUCCCCUUGCACUAUCAUCCAUUUGAAAGUGUUUACCCUGCAGAGACAUGCAUUGGUGGUGGACAUGAUGCAGCUGAUCUUCCACCAGAUACAUAAGAUGAAUCCUGCCAGAUUAUCAUAAUGUACUCGUUGAGCAGGUAUCUACUUAUAUUCUAGCGGCUGAGAUGCAGAAAUGGGCUUUUGGGUGUAAUUCCUUCCAUUCCUAUGCUCGAUGUGGAGUGCACUAGUAGGAAUCAAUAUAUUGCUUCAUUAGCUAACUUCUACCUGUCAUCUAAUUUACGUAGACAUUCGUCAACUGGC
Triticum aestivum (bread wheat) is the source of this 1479-nucleotide messenger RNA. RefSeq lists its product as uncharacterized. NCBI's taxonomy places the organism in Eukaryota, Viridiplantae, Streptophyta, Magnoliopsida, Poales, Poaceae. The transcript is spliced from 3 exons. Bases 415 to 1275 code for a protein of 286 amino acids. The record is from RefSeq and is a predicted model, not a curated record.